GCCUGAGAAGCGAAGGGAGGAAGAUGUGGCCAUGAAGGGCUCAGGCCUCCCGCCGCCGCCGCACGCCAUGAGCCUGGGCGCCGUGCUGGCCCGCCCCGCUCCGGCCCUCGGCGCCCGGCCCCUCCACCACCACCACCACCACCACCACCACCACCUCCUCCUCCUCGUCGCCGUCCUCUUCGUCACCGUCCUCCUCGGGUCCCGACAUGGACAAGAGCGGCGGCCCCUCGUCCUCGUCGUCGUCGUCGUCGUCGUCCUCCGCCCCCGGAAAAGGCCCGCAGUCGCAGCCGCCGCCGCCGCCCCCGCCGUGGGCCCCCACCCCCCGCUCCGCCUCGGCCGGGCCUGCCGCAGACUCUAAGCCCAAGGCCGAUGGAAAGAAUGCGAGCGGAGGCAAGCGUUAUAACCGGAAACGAGAGACUUCCUAUCCCAAAAAUGAAAACUUUUCCAGCCAGUCCCGUCGCUCCAACUCACAGAAAAGCAAAGCUUUUAACAAGACGCCCCCUCAGAGGGGCGGCGGCGGCGGCGGCGGCGGCAAACUCUUUAGCUCUUCUUCUAAUGGUGGAAGACGAGAUGAGGUAGCAGAGGCUCAGCGGGCAGAGUUCAGCCCUGCCCAGUUCUCUGGCCCUAAGAAGAUAAACCUGAACCACUUAUUGAACUUCACCUUCGAGCCCCGCGGCCACGGCGGUCACUCCGACGGCAGCGGGGGACACGGCAACUGGGGGAAAAGAAACAAAUGGGGCCACAAACCCUUCAAUAAGGAGCUCUUCCUCCAAGCCAACUGCCAGUUUGUGGUUUCUGCAGACCAGGACUACACCGUUCACUUUGCCGAUCCGGAUACUUUAGUCAACUGGGACUUUGUGGAGCAAGUGCGCAUCUGUAGCCACGAAGUGCCGUCCUGCCCAAUAUGCCUGUACCCGCCGACGGCGGCGAAGAUCACGCGCUGCGGGCAUAUCUUCUGCUGGGCGUGCCUCCUUCACUACCUGUCUCUGAGCGACAGGACCUGGAGUAAAUGCCCCAUCUGUUACAGUUCCGUCCACAAGAAAGACCUGAAGAGCGUCGUCGCAACCGAGUCGCGCCAGUACGCCGUCGGCGACACCAUCACGAUGCAGCUCAUGAGGCGGGAGAAGGGGGUCUCGGUCGCGCUGCCCAAAUCCAAGUGGAGGAACGUAGAGCGGCCCAUUCACCUGGGAGAUGAGCAGCACAGCCAGUUCUCCAAGCUUCUGCUGGCUUCUAAGGAGCAGGUCCUGCAGCGAGUGGUGUUGGAGGAGAAGGCCGCAUUACAGCAGCAGCUGGAGGAAGAGCGGCACACCCCCGAGGCCUGCUUCAUCGAGGCGGCCAUCCAGGAGCUCAAGGAUCGAGAGGAGGCUUUAUCCGGGUUGGAAGAAGCUGGAGGAGGCGGGGUUAGCGGCGUGGUCACAGCUUUAGAGGCUCUGGUUCUGCUCGAAGCUGACAAGGAGACCGUGGUCCAGCCGGACAAGGGCGUGCUGGAGUAUCUGUCCGCCUUUGACGAAGUAACCGCAGAGGUUUGUCCCGGGGGCCCGGCCACCUCCCCUCCCCGCCUUUCUCCUCCCCCUCCCGCUCCCCCGCCGGCGGAGGACGACGAGCCGGCCGCCGAAGCGGGUCCGGCGGCGACGUCGGCGGCGGGCGGCUCGGACGUCGCCGGUGGAAGUGCCGGGGAAGGGACCGGUUGCCUGGAGACCACCGGGCAGGAGCCGAAAGCCGGGAGCCAGGGCCUCCAGGACCCGGGAACCUCUCCCUGUUACUACUUCUAUCAAGCGGAGGACGGGCAGUACAUGUUCCUGCACCCCGUGAACGUGCGUUGUCUCGUGCGGCAGUACGGCAGCCUGGAGCAGAGCCCGGAAAAGAUCACCGCCACUGUGGUGGAGGUAGCCGGCUACUCCAUGAACGAGGAUGUCCGGCAGCGCCAUCGCUACCUCUGUCACCUGCCGCUCACCUGUGAGUUCAGCAUCUGUGAACUGGCCCUGCAGCCGCCGGUGGUGUCCCGGGAAACGCUGGAGAUCUUCUCCGAUGACAUCGAGAAGAGGAAGCGGCUGCGGCAGAAGAAGGCUCGCGACGAGCGGCGGCGGGAGCGCAGGAUCGAGAUGGAGGAGAACAAGAAGCAGGGCAAGUACCCAGAAGUCCAUAUCGCCCUGGAGAACCUGCAGCAGUUUCCCGCCUUCAGCUCCUGCCCGGCAGACUCGACUUCUGUUCCCACCAGCACCGAAGGCCAGGGUUCCUUCUCCCAGUCUCCUCUCAGCAAAAGCCCUGGCUCUCAAACAGACUGUCACCCGCCUCCUGGGUCCCCUGCCGCCAGAACCGGCAGCCCACCGUUCUCUGUCGGCAGCCUGGAAGAAGAGUCUCCUUUCCCGUCCUUUGCCCAGAUGCUGAGGGUUGGAAAGGCGAAAGCGGACCUGUGGCCCAAAGCUGCCCCGAAGAAAGACGAGAACUGCCUUGCCCCUCCCGGCGCCGUGGACAGCGACGGCGAGAGCGACAGCUCGGACCGGGUGCCCGUGCCCAGCUUCCAGAACUCCUUCAGCCAGGCGAUCGAGGCGGCCUUCCUCAGACUGGACACCCCGGCCCCCGGACGGCCCCUCCCCGACGAGAAAGGCGGCAAGAAGAGGAAGAAACAGAAGAAGAAACUGCUGUUCAGCACCUCAGUGGUCCACACCAAGUGACUCUGCUGGCCCCAGAAACUUCCCCUCUCCCGGUUUUUCUUUCCCUUUUGCUUUGUUUUUGCUGCUAGAGUUUUUAAGUACUGGAGUCUGAGCAGAUGAGCUCUGG
This is a messenger RNA of Tachyglossus aculeatus (Australian echidna), 2781 nucleotides long. RefSeq names its product ring finger protein 10 (gene RNF10). The transcript is spliced from 17 exons. Gene Ontology annotation, molecular function: metal ion binding; transcription cis-regulatory region binding. The record is from RefSeq and is a predicted model, not a curated record. The coding region runs from base 207 to 2675 and encodes 822 amino acids. Lineage: Eukaryota; Metazoa; Chordata; Mammalia; Monotremata; Tachyglossidae. Gene Ontology annotation, biological process: positive regulation of myelination; positive regulation of transcription by RNA polymerase II.